Molecule: messenger RNA, 655 nt
Organism: Plasmodium reichenowi
Lineage: Eukaryota; Apicomplexa; Aconoidasida; Haemosporida; Plasmodiidae
Product: protein tyrosine phosphatase-like protein, putative
Exons: 4
Biological process (GO): very long-chain fatty acid biosynthetic process; fatty acid elongation; sphingolipid biosynthetic process
Cellular component (GO): endoplasmic reticulum membrane
Molecular function (GO): 3-hydroxyacyl-CoA dehydratase activity
Source: RefSeq, a predicted model, not a curated record
AUGAGUGCUACAAGUAAGUGUAUGUUAAUUUAUAAUUUAGUAUGCUGUUACUUAUGGACAGUAAUUUUGUUUACGUCUUUACAAUACGUUUUUAAUAAAGAGAAAUAUCCUAUAACUACCUUCUGGUCAAAUUAUAAAAACAUAAUAACGAUAACACAAUCGCUCGCCAUCUUUGAAAUUUUUUUUACAAUAAUUGGAAUCAUCAAUUCAGUUGUAAGUAUUGUCACAAUACAAGUGUUCAGCAGAUUAUUUGUUGUUUAUUUAAUUUUUAAUUUUCUUCCUAAUACCAACAAAUGGAUUUUAUCAUGCUUAAUUGCUUGGGCUAUUAUUGAUAUCAUUCGUUAUCUUUUCUACUCUUUGAAUAUACUCAACUUGCGUUUUAACAUUCUUGCAUCCUUAAGAAAAAAAUUACCGCUAAUACUUUACCCGAUAGGCAUAACCUCAGAAGUUGUUUGCACCUUAGCAAGUUUGAAUAAUAUUUAUGCCACCCCAUUUUUAAGAACUUAUCCUUAUUCUAUGCCUAACAAUAUAAAUUUUCAAAUAGACAUUUAUUAUUUUUGUAUUGUCGUUUUGAUUUUGUAUAUCCCUGGAAGUAUUCUUCUUUAUGCUACUGCUGUGAGAAAAAGCAAACAAAAAAUUCCCAUCCCAGAAAAGA